Saxophila tyrrhenica is the source of this 2010-nucleotide messenger RNA. RefSeq lists its product as uncharacterized. Gene Ontology annotation, biological process: microtubule-based movement. The record is from RefSeq and is a predicted model, not a curated record. The transcript has 3 exons. Gene Ontology annotation, molecular function: microtubule binding; ATP hydrolysis activity; microtubule motor activity. Gene Ontology annotation, cellular component: kinesin complex; nucleus; microtubule. Lineage: Eukaryota; Fungi; Ascomycota; Dothideomycetes; Mycosphaerellales; Extremaceae. The coding region runs from base 1 to 2010 and encodes 669 amino acids.
AUGGAGGCCAAACAAUCCAGCUCGGCGUUAUUCGACGUCUUCCUCCGCUUGCGCCCAUCGAACGCCCUUGACCGCGAACGCUUCCUCGACGUCGAACAGCUCGGACAGGGUUAUGCGCCGACACACAUCACCAUUCGUCCACCGGCAGACGACAAGCGCAAACGAGCAAUCGAGAAGUUCGCUUUCACCAGAGUGUUCGAAGAGCAUGCCGGUCAACGAGAGUUGUUCGAACGGACCGGUGCCGUGAAUCUGCUUGAAGGUGUGCUGGGAGCCAAGGGACGAGAAGGUAGAGACGGACUGCUUGCGACAUUAGGUGUCACCGGCAGCGGAAAGAGCCAUACGGUCCUGGGUUCUCGCUCACAGCGAGGUCUCCUGCAACUGACGCUCGAUCUAUUGUUUCAACACACCGGACCCCGUCUCGUCGACAUCGAUACAAGCCUCACAGCCUUUCAAUCACUGUGUGCAGCGGACGUUGCAGAGUCUCAACUGUUCUCUGCCGCAACCUUCCUGGACUCUCUCUACGCGGACAACUGUGCUCCGUCGAGAGGAGCAACGCCUGCACCACGUGGCGCUACUCCAGCAAGAGGAGCUACACCUGCUCUGGAAACAUCCUUCCUCUCCGCGCCACGACGAAAUGCUCCGCGAAUGUCGAAUCUCCCGACGUACCCGCCGAUCGACGACCUCCUGGUGGACGUCGAUGACACGGCAGAAUACGCGCUGGUCGUCAGCAUGUAUGAAGUCCACAACGAUCGCAUCUUUGAUCUGCUCUCUUCUCCGACAUCCGUGCCCGGCAGGACCCAACAGCAGAAGCCUCGUCGAGCGUUGCUGUUCAAGAGCACUGAGCAGUCGCCAGACCGCAAGGUUGUGGCUGGACUCAAGAAGGUGGUCUGCUCCGACCUCGAAGAAGCCCUGCUCGUACUCGAGACUGGCCUUCAGGAACGAAGAGUAGCUGGUACCGGCAGCAAUGCUGCAAGUUCACGAUCCCACGGCUUCUUCUGCAUCGAAGUCAAGAAGCGCCACCGCGGCUCCAUUCCAGGCCCGUGGAGCAGCAGCACGCUCACCAUCGUCGACCUGGCUGGUUCAGAACGCGCAAGGACAGCGAAGACAGCCGGCGCUACGCUUGCAGAAGCUGGCAAGAUCAACGAAAGUCUGAUGUACUUGGGCCAGUGCAUGCAAAUGCAAUCUGAUAACGCCACGGCCACGACGCCAAAUCUGGUGCCCUACCGGCAGUGCAAGCUCACGGAAUUACUAUUCAGCAACAGCUUCGCGCACCACCCACCAGGCCAAGCAGCGAGCAAGGCACCGCAGAAAGCCAUUAUGGUUGUUACGGCCGACCCAUUAGGCGACUUCAACGCCACGAGCCAGAUACUGCGGUACUCUGCCCUGGCACGGGAAGUAACCGUUCCACGCAUUCCAUCCGUCACUAGCACGAUCCAGGCUGGUCCGACCACACGCUCCUACUUCUCCGGCAGCGGCCGUACCACACCUUCAGCACUCAAUGAGGAGCUGGAGCACGCUCUGCAGGAAGUCGCACGCUUACGAGAGGAACUAGAAGUCACGCAGUUCAAGCUCGAAGAAGAAACCCACCGCCGUCUCGCCACAGAGGUGAGCUGGAAAGUCGCGGAAAGCAGGAUCGAAGAAGUCGAAGCAGAAGUCCGAGAAGAAGUGUGGGCAGAGAUGGAAGAGAAAAUGGCGCUGGAGCAGAAGCGGUGGCGAGCUGCGAGGGACGCGGAGAUGGAUGCGCAAGAAGAGCAUCUAGAUCGCAAGGUAGAGAUCUUGACGAGAGGAAUUACAAUCUGGGAGGAUGAGGAGGCGGAUAAGGAGAAUAUUGAGCAUGUAGGUCUCGAGGAUGGGAGGAUGGAGGAGUUGGAGGAUGAGAAUGUGAAGUUGAGAGAGCGGCUGGCGACGAUGGAGCGGGAGAAUGAGGGGAUGAGGAGUCCGAGUAAGAAGAUCAGGACGUUGAAGACGAGGAAGUGGACGGGAAGUGGGAUGGGGCUGGAGGAUGUUUGA